AUUCCCUUAACUGUGGGCUCCACUAAAAUGCUUUCUUACUUCAAGAGGGAAAAAUAUCAGGGCACAGUCACAAUCAAAAGCAAAAUCAAACUUCAACCUUCCAAUGUCUGGGAUUCACUCAUGAUCUUCAGGGCUCCUCCAAGGGCUUGGGUCGCCUCUCCAGCCCUGCCCUUUGUAGCACUGCCCUUGUCUUCUAGGCUCCAGCUGCCUGUAUUCCACUGCUGCUGCUGUUCUUGGUGGUCAUCUCAUGGUACUGGCAUCUCCAAAACACUGCUGUCUUCCACUGUAACUAGGCUUCACCAACAGCCUCUCAUAGGCUCUCUUCAUGGUGACAAGCCUCAACUCCUUUGCAAGACCCCUUCAGUCCUGGGCCAUCAUCAAUUGCAACUGAGGUAGCACCUUCACCAAUGGCCUUCCACAGUCUCUCAUAGUGCCAAGCCUCAGCUGCUCUUCAUGACCCCUUCAUGUCUUCAAAUCCAGCACCACCUGGGUGACUCUCACACAUUACCAAGUCCAGCCACAGCACGAGCUUCAAAAACACUACACAGCAAAAUAAUGAUCUGCUAGACUGCUAACCCGAGCAUCAGCUUCCACAAUGCCUGUGCAGGCAGCUCAGUGGACAGAGUUUCUGUCCUGUCCAAUCUGCUACAAUGAAUUUGAUGAGAAUGUGCACAAACCCAUCAGUUUAGGUUGUUCACACACUGUUUGCAAGACCUGCUUGAAUAAACUUCACCGAAAAGCGUGUCCUUUUGACCAGACUGCCAUAAACACAGACAUUGAUGUGCUCCCUGUCAACUUUGCACUUCUUCAGUUAGUUGGAGCCCAGGUACCAGAUCAUCAAUCAAUAAAGUUAAGUAAUCUAGGUGAGAAUAAACACUAUGAAGUGGCAAAAAAAUGUGUAGAGGAUUUGGCACUCUACUUAAAACCACUUAGUGGAGGUAAAGGUGUAGCUAGUUUGAACCAGAGUGCCCUGAGCCGUCCAAUGCAAAGGAAACUAGUUACACUUGUAAACUGUCAACUGGUGGAGGAAGAAGGUCGUGUCAGAGCUAUGCGAGCGGCCCGUUCACUAGGAGAAAGAACUGUGACAGAACUGAUACUACAGCACCAGAAUCCUCAGCAGCUGUCUGCCAACCUGUGGGCUGCUGUCAGGGCUCGAGGAUGCCAGUUUCUAGGGCCAGCUAUGCAAGAAGAAGCCUUGAAGUUGGUAUUGCUGGCAUUAGAAGAUGGUUCUGCUCUCUCCAGGAAAGUUCUGGUACUUUUUGUUGUGCAAAGACUAGAACCAAGAUUUCCUCAGGCAUCAAAAACAAGUAUUGGCCAUGUUGUGCAGCUAUUGUACCGAGCUUCUUGUUUUAAGGUUACUAAACGGGAUGAAGACUCUUCCCUGAUGCAGCUGAAAGAGGAAUUUCGGAGUUAUGAGGCACUACGCAGAGAACACGAUGCCCAGAUUGUUCAUAUUGCCAUGGAAGCAGGACUCCGUAUUUCACCUGAGCAGUGGUCUUCACUGCUGUAUGGGGACUUGGCUCAUAAAUCACACAUGCAGUCUAUCAUUGAUAAGCUACAGUCUCCAGAAUCAUUUGCAAAGAGUGUCCAGGAAUUGACAAUUGUUUUGCAACGAACAGGUGACCCUGCUAAUUUAAAUAGACUGAGACCUCAUUUGGAGCUUCUCGCAAACAUAGACCCUAAUCCAGAUGCUGUUUCACCAACUUGGGAGCAACUGGAAAAUGCAAUGGUAGCUGUUAAAACAGUUGUUCAUGGUCUUGUGGACUUCAUCCAAAAUUAUAGUAGAAAAGGCCAUGAGACACCUCAGCCGCAGCCAAACAGCAAGUAUAAAACUAGUAUGUGCCGAGAUUUACGACAACAAGGGGGUUGCCCACGAGGAACAAAUUGUACAUUUGCCCAUUCUCAGGAAGAGCUUGAAAAGUACCGAUUACGGAACAAAAAGAUGAGCGCGACUGUAAGAACAUUUCCUCUUCUGAAUAAAGUUGGUGUAAACAGCACUGUCACAACCACAGCCGGAAAUGUCAUUUCUGUCAUAGGAAGUACUGAAACAACUGGGAACAUUGUUCCAAGUACAAAUGGAAUUUCAAAUACAGAAAGCAGUGUUUCCCAGCUAGUCUCACGAAGCACUGACAAUGCAGCAAGGACUUUGGAGACUGUGAAGAAAGUUGGAAAGGUUGGCACUAACGGUCAGAAUGCUGGGCCCUCUGCAGAGUCUGUGUCUGAAAAUAAAAUUGGUUCUCCACCCAAGACUCCUGUAAGUAAUACAGCAGCUACCUCCGCUGGGCCCUCUAAUUUUGGAACAGAGCUGAAUUCUCUGCCUCCCAAAUCCAGCCCAUUUCUAACUAGAGUUCCAGUAUAUCCUCAGCAUUCUGAAAACAUUCAGUAUUUUCAAGAUCCAAGGACUCAGAUACCUUUUGAAGUCCCACAAUACCCACAAACAGGAUACUACCCACCACCUCCAACAGUACCACCUGGUGUGACUCCCUGUGUUCCUCGCUUUGUGAGGUCCAAUAAUGUUCCAGAGUCCUCCCUCCCACCUGCUUCCAUGCCAUAUGCUGAUCAUUACAGUACGUUCUCCCCUCGAGAUCGCAUGAAUUCUUCUCCUUACCAACCACCUCCUCCGCAGCAGUAUGGACCAGUUCCUCCAGUACCCUCUGGAAUGUAUGCUCCUGUGUAUGACAGUAGGCGCAUCUGGCGCCCAGCUAUGUAUCAACGAGAUGACAUUAUUAGAAGCAAUUCUUUACCUCCAAUGGAUGUGAUGCAUUCAUCUGUCUAUCAGACAUCUUUACGGGAAAGAUACAACUCAUUAGAUGGAUAUUAUUCGGUGGCUUGUCAGCCACCAAAUGACCCAAGGACAACUGUGCCUUUACCAAGGGAACCUUGUGGUCAUUUGAAGACUAGUUGUGAGGAACAGUUAAGAAGAAAGCCAGAUCAAUGGGCACAGUAUCAUACCCAGAAAACGCCUGUCUCUUCAACUCUUCCUGUAGCAACACAGUCACCAACACCACCUUCUCCUCUAUUCAGUGUAGACUUCCGAUCAGAUUUCUCUGAGAGUGUGAGUGGCACAAAAUUUGAGGAAGACCAUCUUUCCCAUUAUUCUCCCUGGUCUUGUGGCACCAUAGGCUCUUGUAUAAAUGCCAUUGAUUCAGAGCCCAAAGAUGUAAUUGCUAAUUCAAAUGCUGUGCUGAUGGACCUGGACAGUGGGGAUGUAAAGAGAAGAGUGCAUUUAUUUGAAGCUCAGAGAAGGACAAAAGAAGAAGACCCAAUUAUUCCCUUUAGUGAUGGACCCAUUAUUUCAAAAUGGGGUGCAAUUUCCCGGUCCUCCCGAACAGGUUACCAUACAACAGAUCCCGUCCAGGCAACUGCUUCCCAAGGAAGUGCAACUAAGCCCAUCAGUGUAUCAGAUUAUGUUCCUUAUGUCAAUGCUGUCGAUUCAAGGUGGAGUUCAUAUGGUAAUGAUGCCACAUCAUCUGCACACUAUGUUGAACGGGACAGAUUCAUUAUUACUGAUUUAUCUGGUCAUAGAAAGCACUCCAGCACCGGAGACCUUUUGAGCAUUGAGCUUCAGCAGGCCAAGAGUAAUUCAUUACUUCUUCAGAGGGAAGCUAAUGCUCUGGCCAUGCAACAAAAGUGGAAUUCCCUGGAUGAAGGCCGUCACCUUACUUUAAAUCUUCUAAGCAAGGAAAUUGAACUGAGAAAUGGAGAGAAUGAUUACACAGAAGACAAUGUAGAUACAAAGCAUGAUAGGGAUAUUGAGUUAGAGCUUUCAGCCCUUGAUACUGAUGAACCUGAUGGCCAGAGUGAACAAAUUGAAGAAAUUUUGGACAUACAACUUGGUAUCAGUUCUCAAAAUGAUCAGUUGCUCAAUGGAACAGCAGUGGAAAAUGGUCAUCCAGUCCAGCAGCACCAGAAGGACCCAGGAAAGCAGAAGAGACAGAGUUUAGGUGAAGACCAUGUGAUUCUGGAGGAGCAAAAGCCAAUUUUGCCGGUAACAUCUUGCUUUAGCCAGCCACGCCCAGUGUCUAUUAGCAGUGCAAGCUGCCUCCCCAUCACCACAUCUGUCAGUGUUGGCAACCUCAUUCUGAAAACUCACGUUAUGUCUGAAGAUAAAAACGACUUUUUAAAACCUAUUGCAAAUGGGAAGAUGGUUAACAGCUGAAAAGAGUCUCUGCUUUCAAAUCUGUGACCACACCAUGGAAGCAUUUACACUAGCUUUUUAUAUAUAUAAUAUAUAUUAUAUAAUGUAUAUUUUUUUUAAAAAAAAGAUAUUACUGGGGGCAUCCAUUUCCUGUGGACUCUUUGAUACUUCAAGCCCUCUUGCAUUAGCAUUAUGAAAAAAAAAGAAAAUUUACUUUACUAGGGUAAUGUUCACUUUCCAGAAAUUAUUGGAAUUUGGACAACAUUUAACUUAAGCUUCAAGCAGCUUUUUAUGAGUUUGUAGCAAUCCGGUGCAGUAACUGAGCCAUUUCCUAUUUUAAAUGGCUUCUACAGUAAAUUAACAACUCAGUUAUUAAACUAGCAGGAUCCUACAAUGAUACAUCUAGUGAAAGUAGAGUUAAUUAACUAACUUAUUUCUAUUUUAUGUUUCACUGAGAGAAAUUUCCAUCUCAUUCCAGCUGCUUUAUUUAUCUUUUUCAUUGGACUUUGCAUGGAUUUUUCUUUUAUUCUUUUCUUUUCUUUCUUUUUUUCUUUCUUUUUUUUUUUUUUUUUUGUUUUUUUUUUGGUUUUUUUUGUUGUUGAGAGUGGAGUUAGAUGUUCUUACCAUAGAGUUUUACAGGGUUAUAUUAUAGCUUUCUUUACUGCAUUAUAUGUAGAAGUGUGGUGCAGUGCUUUUAUCUGUAGCAUUUAAUUUUUUAAUUUUCCAUUUUUCAAGAAUAGUUUCUGCUUUGUUAAUAUUUAUACACAGGCUACUUGUUGAAGUAAUUAAUUAAAAAUAUAACCAAGUGCCUAAGUCUUUCAGCUGAUGUACUAGAUAUUAAAUUCUCCUAAGUUAUGCAGAAUCGUUUUUACAAUUUUGAUAAAUUAUGCACUAAUGUAAUGGCAAUUUUUUAAAAUGCAGAUUUAAGCCUGUACAUUAUUGAAUCUGAUGACUUGGCAAAAGAAUCAGGUGCUUUCAGCUUUCUUGAGAAAACCCUGUAUGUAGCGUUUGCACUGACUAACAAGAUGGUAUUGCUGGGUCUUUAAUUUAAAGAAAUUAAUUUGGGUGUUCAUUGCAUUAUUUAGUUAGAUAUUGUUUAUUGUUACUUCAUGUUGGGUUUAAUUUUUCUUGUUUUCUGACUGUUAGGUUAAUAAGACUUUGAACCAUGUAGUAGUAGAACAUUGGCUAACAUUACCCAUACUUAAAAACAUGAAUAAUUUAUGCCCUGCCAUAAUGUGACUGAAAUUUUCACUUGGCAUCUGAAAGUAUUCAGUAUGUUCAACCAGCCCUUCCCCAGACCUGUGGGUGGUAGUUUAUUGGAACUUAAAUUUCAGUCAAUAUUUGAAAACAAAAGCUGGGCAUUCCUUUCUGGUAGUAAUCUAAUAGUUUGUCUUUUUGUUUUUCCUCCAUUUCUUUAAGAUUAGUUUGACUUUUAUUAUUUUUUAAUUAACUUCUGUGAAGUUGUUUACUCUGAAAAUUGUACUGGAAUAUUUUAAGCCAAGCUGAUCUUUCACCAGGUGUACUGUAUGUAAGGGCUUCUCCUGCUAGCAAGAUGCUUAAACAGGAUCAUGUUAUUGGUCGUCUGAGCUAUUUAGUUAUUUUACAAAAACCACAGCAUUGUAUCAGAGAAGAUUUUGAUAAAAGUUUUGUGCACAUUUCCAGGGGUGGGAGGGUUAACAUUUCCCUGAAAUUUCUUGAUUGGAAUGAGUAAAUACUCGUGUUUGAUACCUGUCUUAAUGAACAUGCUCAUAAGGUGACUGAUACGUUGUAAAUAAUACCUGAGAAACAAAGGGGUAGUUUUGAUAUUCUGGUGUCAGUAUGGAAGAUCUUACACAUUUAUUUAAUACUCAAGUGUAUGAAGAUGUUUGUUUAUAACAUACCAGCACAGCAGCCUUGAUUUCGUUUCCUUUGGUUAGUACUGUACCUUUUUGCCAUGGCCAGUGCUCCCCAUCCCUACAAAGACAUUUUAUUUAUUUUACUCUGUAACCUAAAAUGAAGAGGAACAAGAGUUUUAAACCAUGUUACAUUAACUUAUUUCUGACAUAAAUUAGCCUAGGAUAUUACAGGAACAUGAUUGUUAUAUAAUUUAUAUCAGAACCUUUCUAUAAAUAUGAGCUUAUUACAUUUGAAAUGCUUCCAAUGUACUUUUUUUCUUUCUUUUCUUUUUUUCUGUUUGUAAUUCCAAAAAGGUUAUAUAAACCAGUCUGUCUAUUUCAUGGAUAUUUAAUAGUGAGAUCUUCCAUGUUGAAGGUAAUGUAUUUUUUUUUAAGAUUUUAAAAUUGCUAUUUUGUUACAAAAUAGAGACCUAUUAACAGUUGAGAGCUCCUUAUGUGCCCUCAGGGAAAGAACCCUCUGUGCAACAGAACUACACGAACAUCUUCAGCACUUUCUGAGGGUGAUUAUAUACUACAUAAAUUGAUCUUGUGUAUUUAACCUUAUCUUUUUAAUUUUAAAGUUGAAAUUUUGAAACAUGGUUGUGCUCUGCUGGAGGGGUUGGGAUGCUUAGGUGUUUGCCUACUUGUUCAGUAAACUGCAUUUCAUCAGUGUAUGUGUACACCUGCCAACCUUAUUGGUGUGUCUUGAACAUUUAUAGGAAAAUAGUGCUUGUCUUGCAGCAGAUGAUCCCAUAAACCAAUAACUUCUUAUUCUUAAAUGUUUACUCUUUCUCACUAACAACAUAGGAAUUGUUUUUGUGUUCCCAUUAUCCUGUAUUGCAUCUUUUAUGUGGUGACAACCUACUGACUGUUUUAGUGGGUUUAAUUUGAAAUAAGGCUGUUGGAUCUCUGCCACUUAAGAAGAAAGAACAGUUCAUCUGACCUUUCUUCAAAAUGGUACCUGCUGAUGUCACAGAGGAAAAUAGUACAAACAGACUUAGAAUGUGGGUUUUUUUCUAAAUUGGGGCAAUUAUCACUUUGACCCUUUAUCAAGAUGACAUGAUGAACACAUUUGGGAUCAGAGGCUACAGCGCAAUAGAAGAGAAACUUUGUAAUGUUGGUAUCUAAACUGCUUGUAUUGCCUAUGUAUGGGUCUAAUCAGGAAAAAAUAGUAUGAAGUCUGAAAAGCAGGGAAAUGGUGUAGGUUUCCUUAUUUUUUUCCCUGCUAGUUUUCUGAGUCCCAAUUCCUAGUCUAUGUGCCGCAUUCAGAUGCUGUGAAUAUAAUAUCAUUAGUUUUGUGUGGGCUCCUUUCAUUUUAUGAAUUCUAAGAGUUCUGUGUAUAUUUCUUCUAGAUGGUACCUACACAAAUUAGAUUUCUCUUGCCUUUGCCACUAAGACUUAUUUCAGGGCCAUGCAAUGAGUCAGUUAUGUAGGGACAGUUGUACAUUGUAAUUUUCAAGAAAAGGUAGCUCUUAAGGCCAGUGGCACUGAUCCUCGGCUUUCAUAGCUACUUUAUAAGAGAAUUCAAUGAAGCUCCAUUAAAAAGCUAAAAUUUCCCAUUGGUAUGGAUCCUAGUCACUUUGACCCAGAUUCUAAGUUGAUGCUAAGUUAACAAAGCACACCCCGAUUUUAUAUACAGAAGAUUAGAGAAUGCAAUGAUUUGUAGGACUUUGAGUGGGAUCAUUUAACUAUUUGAAAAAAUUGUUUAAAAGCCAACUCCCCUACUUUUUCAUUUUAGAUGUGAUAAAGCCCAUGUUGUCUUUUUAGCCAGGGAUAGAACUUGUAACAGUCGGACUCGGUAUGUAAUGUCAGCUCUGAAUCUGAGUAUUUCUUCCCUUGCAUCUUUGAGUCCUUUUCUAAGCAGACUGUCACCAAUACUGGUAACUAGUCAUUAAAGAGAAAAGUUGCAUUGCAGCUAUUUAUUAGUGUCUUAGAACUGUUCUGUGUUUCAGUGAAUGAAGAGUACCAAUGGGAUCAUUUACUGUACCUCCUUCUACUGAAGGGCCCCUUCUGCAAGCAGACACAAAUGAACAUGCUCAAGGAGUAUCCCGUUUUCUAGAGAUUAAGUUUGCUAGUAACUCCUUUACACUAGCCAUUUCUUUGUAUCCCUUUGCUGGCAAGGGAGUACAAGGAGUCAAACCACAGAUCAGAACACCCCACAUUUGUGUGGAGACUUAUUUUUACUCUAAGGGGAGUUAUUCCCCCAAGUCUGAAACUGGCAAUUUUUUUUUUUCUCUUACAUAAAAAUUUAAAACUAUCCCCCAAACCAGUGGAAAACAGACACUGGCUGCACUUAGUACUGCCAAGAGCCAAGGUCAUUUGCACAUAUUCCACCAACCUGUCACGAAUUAGGCCUCACUUUAUAACCCAAGGCAUGGAAGUGCAUGCAUUCUCUUAGCUGGGCAAACAAUUAUACUGUAGUUGUGAUACAACACACGUGGCUUUUAUUUGUACUGCACAUACCCACUGUACAGCCACUUGGGAGUAUCGUGGUUAGCUUGCAGCAACUGCCGUCUGCAUUUAUACUGUUUAUUGCAUAUUCUUUUCCCUGGAAGUGAAAGAGAAAUGUUUUUCUUGUUGCAUUGAUUACAUUUUAUAAAUUUGCUUAGCUGGAAAGUUUGGGAAAAGAGGCCUGUUUGUCAAUUGUACAACCGAUUGUGAAGCUUAGUGUGAAUAUUUUUACGUCUGUAUUAGACAUUUUCUUUGCAAAUCUAUUGUUCGAUUGAAAUGUAAAUGAAAUUAAAGAUGGUGUACACCCAUCAUGUAAAAAGCAGGCACCAUCUCUAAGAUGGAUUUAAUGCUCAUUUUUAAGGCAUAUACUCAGCUUCUAUUUAAAACUAUAAAAUAAUUCUGUACAAUGAAAUGGGGAAUAUAUAUGGGAAUAAAUUCUAUUCCAUUUAUUUCAAUUUGAAUUUCCAAAUUGUAAUGUUUCCCUUUGUGCUAUAGGAAUAGGAUUAAAUGGGGGGAAGGCUAGGACUUAUAAGGCCUGUAUAUGGGGGGAGGGCAGAGAUGGAACAAUGAGGGUUGUGAUGAUAGUGAAUAGCAAAGAGUGAAUUCUGUGUGUUUUUGCUGUAGCACUGAAGUGAAGAGAUAUUAGCUUUGGCUGUUCACAAAAUAGAGCAUCAUGAUUUUCAGUGUUUGAGAGAAAAUUGAUGGAAAGUUUGCAGUACUUGACAUGUAUUUGCAUGCACAAAAUAAAAUUAUUUGUCCACCUUAAAAGUUGUUUGCUUAGUGUCAAUGUUAAGUUUAUGGUAUGUUUUAGUUGUCUUGAUUUUUCUUGAUAUAUCUUAAUAAAGCUGGAAAGACUCUUCUUAAGUAGGGACUUAAUUGAUCACCUACUUCAUUGGUAUAUCAUUGGGAAGUAAAUAGACCCAAAGAAGUUGAAAUAUUUCUUAAUUCUGUCUGACAUUACAUUCAAUAAAGAGCACUUUCUAAAUGGGAUGUGGUGUAAAAUAGAUAAUACUGAACUUAGAAUCUUUGGGACAGAUAGGAGAGAGGCACAAAUAGGACAAAGUCAUUCUGUAGGCUUCAGAAUCUUUUUUUAAACAUGGCCUAAAUCUCAGCACCAUUUUUAUUGACCCCAGAGUACCUUUAUUUAUUCACCCAGCUUAUGUGUUCUAAGCCCCCAUCUGUGCUGGCCUUUAAGUCUAGGUUAAUGAAAUGAGCUCUUUCCCUGGAUGCUCAUAGUGUGGAAAUAGGAAAGACCAUGUAGAAUAGCUCUGAGAGCUACAUACAAAGGGGCCAGUUGUACUUAUGUUGAGCAAGAGGAGGUGCUUCUGGGAGACAACCUCUGGUUAGACUUUAAAUCCUGCAUGACCUUUUUACCAGUAGUAGACUACCUUCAUGACCCACUUGAUCUUUACACCUAUUUUGUAUUUUAAUUGUUUUAUAUUUGAGAUGUCAUAUAAUUUGCCAAAAUCUUAUAAUCAAAAAGUAAUAGAGUCAGAGUUCUGCUGUCUUUCUCUCUCUCAAAAAGGUAAUGGUGAUAGUAGUUGGAUCCAUUUUCACUUAAGUAGAAAGUGUGAUUAAGAGAUGGGGCUUCAUUGACUAAUAAUAUAAACGGCCAAUUCACAGGGUUCUACGUGUUAUAUUGUAGAUCAUUGUCACCAUUUCCAGACAGGAAAAGAGAUAAAUUUGCCCAAGUUCAUACUGCUAGAAGAGGUAGGUGGACAUUGAAUACCAUGGAAGUUAUAUGUGCUGAAUGAUUUAAGACUUUAGAAAGGAUACUUUUGCAGUGAUGUAAAAGAUGUAGCUGGAGAUAGACCAGCAAGGAGGCCAGGUCAACUCUGUAGGUAAGAAGUGUUGACUACAUGAGCAGCUGGGGAGGAAGAGAUGAGCCUCAAGACUGGGGAUGGAGGAGAACAAGCGACAGAUUUGCUGUGCAAAUAAAAUUAGACAUCUUUACAUUAUUAGGGAGUAAAAUUUGCUUAAAGAUUACAAACUAAAGACAGACAUAAUUGUUACAUGCAGUCUUGAAUGAGCCACAGAGUGACUUCAGAGUAUAGGAAGACGGAAGAAAAGCCAUGAACAAGUGACCCAGGCAGAGGAUAGGAGUUAUUACAAGGGUAGGGUUUCAAUGUAGCUCAGGUUGGCCUUGAACUUACAGUUUCCUGAGUGCUGAGGUCAUAGGUUUAUACCCUUGCACCAAGCAAGGAAAGGAAGUGUCAUGAAGGAAAUGAAAUUUCUGGAAGAUUUAUGGUUAAUACCUGUUGAAAUAACUAUAUGCUUAACAGGACAGUGGUGAUACACACCUUUAGUCCCAGCACGUGGGAAGCAGAGACAGGUGGAUAUCUGAGUUAGAGGCCAGCCUGGUCUACAAGGACAGCCAGAGCUGUGAGUUCCAGGACAGCUUCCCAGAGAAAUUCUGUCAAUGAUCAAAUAAAAUUAUAUGCUUAACAGUAACUCAGAUGCUCAUAUGACCAGUACUUUCUUCAGGUCUAUUCUCAAAACCCAACGUCAGUGAGGAUCAGAUGGAAAGUAAGGAAAGGUGUAGUUUAAAAUAGAUACCUAAGUCCAAGAGAACGGAGAUCAAUAGAGUAUUUUUUUAACUCUAUUUUUAGAUAGUUACAGAUUCAGAGGAAGUAACAGAAAGUACAGACAUUACCAUGUACCCUUUACAUAGUUUGCCCCCUGGUAGUAUCUUACAUAACAAGUACAAUAUCAGAACCAGAAAACUGAUAUAUGCAAUUCAUAGGCCUUAUUUACACCUCCUCAGUUUUUGUAUGUAUUCACCUUGUAUGCCUACGCAAGCAGUGGCGUGUAUAGGUGUUUUUUGUGCAAUUUUCUCAAGUGUAAGUUUGUGGAAAGGCCAUUGCUAAGAUAACAGAGCUGUUUUUUCUCAUUCAUUCUUUUAGCCCUUUAGAUUCACAUUGUUUUUCUUCCCAUACUUUAAACCCUGUUCUCCAUCUUUGUAAUUUUGUCAUGGUGACAAUGUUAUAUAAUAAAUGAAAUUAUACCAUA
Messenger RNA from Apodemus sylvaticus (European woodmouse), 11472 nucleotides. It is a transcript of the gene Rc3h2, whose product is annotated as ring finger and CCCH-type domains 2. The record is from RefSeq and is a predicted model, not a curated record. The transcript is spliced from 21 exons. Bases 596 to 4159 code for a protein of 1187 amino acids. Gene Ontology annotation, molecular function: metal ion binding. NCBI's taxonomy places the organism in Eukaryota, Metazoa, Chordata, Mammalia, Rodentia, Muridae.